Monodelphis domestica (gray short-tailed opossum) is the source of this 4669-nucleotide messenger RNA. It is a transcript of the gene PRKG2, whose product is annotated as protein kinase cGMP-dependent 2. NCBI's taxonomy places the organism in Eukaryota, Metazoa, Chordata, Mammalia, Didelphimorphia, Didelphidae. Gene Ontology annotation, molecular function: cGMP-dependent protein kinase activity; ATP binding. Gene Ontology annotation, biological process: protein phosphorylation. The record is from RefSeq and is a predicted model, not a curated record.
ACAGACGAAACUGCAGCUCCAGCCAGCAGAGCGCGCAGCGAAGGGCGCACGGAGCUCGCUGUCAGCACGACCAGCCUCUCUAACCCUCAGCAGGAGCCGAGCUUGCUAGUAGGAGCUGCGACCGCAGCCACCAUAGCACCAGCCCCUGCCCGGCCCGGGCGGGCGGGAGCGCUCAGGGCGGGCGGGCAGCGGCCAACAGCUGCUGCUCAGAACCCGCUUACGCCUAGUGUCCGUUCUCCAGCCACUGCCUCCUCCUGUGCACGGUUGUUAGCGGUGCUGGAGGGCAGCUGAGAGUGAGAAGGGGUGAAGGAGAAACCGGCAAGUAAGGUGACAAAGCUACUCAACUGGAAAGUUCCCGGUCACUGGGCAAAAUGGGAAAUGGCUCUGUGAAACCCAAACAGUCCAAGAUUCCAGAUGGCCAUGCUGGGAAAUUGUCAGGCACAAUUGAUGCUCUUCGGAGCAAAGUGACAGAAUUGGAAAGGGAGCUAAAGAAGAAGGAUGAUGAGCUACAGCAGAGGGAGUACCAUCUGAGGGAGCUGCAGGAAAAGCUCUCCAAGCAGACAAUCGCUCUUGCGGAGAUCACUGAGGAACUCCAAAACAAGUGUAUCCAGCUAAACAAGCUUCAAGAUGUAGUUAACAUUCAGGGAGGAAACUCACUUCUAUUUUCUCCAUACAAAGUGCCUCUUCAGGUCAACCGAAGGACCUCAGGCUUAGUCUCUCUCCACAGCAGGAGAGGUGCCAAGGAAGGAGUAUCUGCUGAACCAACUACCAGGACCUUUGCAGAAUUUUCAUUUGAGAAAGCAAGAGUCAGGAAGGACUCAAGUGAUAAGAAGCUCAUCACAGAUGCCCUGAAUAAAAAUCAGUUUUUGAAGAGACUGGACCCUCAGCAGAUCAAAGACAUGGUGGAAUGUAUGUAUGGAAGAAACUACCCACAAGGCAGUUAUAUCAUUAAACAAGGAGAACCAGGAAAUCAUAUUUUUGUAUUGGCAGAGGGAAGAUUAGAAGUAUUCCAAGGGAACAAGCUUCUGUCAUCAAUUCCUAUGUGGACAACAUUUGGAGAACUAGCCAUAUUAUACAACUGUACAAGGACAGCUUCAGUAAAAGCUAUCUCCAAUGUGAAAACGUGGGCACUAGAUAGAGAAGUAUUCCAGAAUAUUAUGAGAAGAACAGCUCAAGCUCGGGAUGAACAGUACAGACAGUUCCUUAGGAGCGUAUGUUUGCUGAAGAACUUACCUGAAGAUAAACUAACCAAAAUCAUUGACUGCUUGGAAGUGGAAUACUAUGACAAAGGAGAUUAUAUCAUCAGAGAAGGGGAGGAAGGAAGCACCUUUUUCAUUUUAGCAAAAGGAGUGGUAAAAGUUACUCAGAGUACAGAAGGGUAUGAUCAACCUCAGUUGAUUAAAACACUGAAAAAAGGUGAUUACUUUGGAGAAAAGGCUCUCAUCAGUGAUGAUGUCAGGUCAGCUAAUAUCAUUGCAGAAGAAAAUGAUGUGGCAUGCCUGGUUAUUGAUCGCGAAACAUUCAGUCAAACAGUUGGAACCUUUGAGGAGCUCCAAAAGUAUCUUGAGGGAUAUGUGGCGAACUUGAACCGUGAUGAUGAAAAAAGGCAUGCCAAGAGAUCUAUGUCUGGCUGGAGGCAAACCAAAGCCCUGUCUCUGGAGAUGAUUCAACUAAAGGAGAAAGUGGCCAAAUUUUCUUCUUCGUCCCCAUUCCAGAACCUUGAGAUUGUCACCACACUGGGUGUCGGUGGGUUCGGAAGAGUUGAACUUGUAAAAGUAAAAAAUGAGAAUGUGGCAUUUGCUAUGAAGUGUAUAAGGAAGAAGCACAUUGUUGAUACUAAGCAACAGGAACAUAUCUAUUCAGAAAAGAAGAUUCUGGAAGAGAUGUGCUCUCCAUUUAUUGUUAAGUUUUAUCGUACUUUCAAGGACAGAAAAUAUGUGUAUAUGCUCUUGGAGGCCUGCUUAGGUGGAGAAUUGUGGAGUAUCCUAAGGGACAGGGGCAGCUUUGAUGAGCCCACUUCUAAGUUCUGUGUUGCCUGUGUGACAGAAGCAUUUGAUUAUUUGCAUCGCCUGGGUAUUAUCUACAGGGAUUUAAAGCCAGAGAAUUUAAUUCUAGAUGCGGAGGGAUACCUUAAGCUGGUUGAUUUUGGAUUUGCUAAGAAGAUCGGAUCUGGACAGAAAACUUGGACAUUCUGCGGGACCCCCGAGUAUGUAGCUCCCGAAGUCAUUCUCAACAAAGGGCAUGACUUCAGUGUGGACUUUUGGUCACUAGGAAUUCUAGUCUAUGAGCUGCUGACUGGCAAUCCUCCAUUUUCUGGGAUUGACCAAAUGAUGACUUAUAAUUUAAUUCUCAAAGGAAUUGAGAAAAUCGAUUUUCCUAAGAAGAUAACAAGACGCCCUGAAGAUUUGAUUCGGCGACUUUGCAGGCAAAAUCCUACAGAAAGGCUGGGAAACCUGAAAAAUGGAAUCAAUGACAUUAAGAGGCACAGGUGGCUGAAUGGCUUUAACUGGGAGGGGCUGAAGGCAAGGAGCCUGCCAUCACCCUUAAAAAGGGAGCUCAGCGGACCCAUAGAUCACAGCUACUUUGACAACUACCCACCUGAGAAAGGGAUACCACCCGACGAGCUGUCCGGCUGGGAUAAAGACUUCUGAGGAAACAAGGAGGGUUUUCUGCUUGUCGUCCCCCACUGAAGAGCCCCCGCCCGCGCCCAUGCCCUCCAGCCGUCCGAAGCAGAAGUCCGUUCGCGUGGACGUCUUUGGGAGGAGGAGGAGGGCGUCUCUCCCUCUCCCGCACUCGGGCUCCCUGGAAAGGCGUUUGGAUUUCGGGGUCUCGGCGAGAAGCCACUAGCUUCCCGGGUGUCCAACCACAACGCCCUUUCCUUUUUUUGAAUUGUUGACCCCUUGGGGAAGAAGCACAGCCUCCUCUGCCUUCUACCUGCCUUCCCACGUUCCUUGCCUAAGAUUCCUUCACAGCCAGCGGAGACGUCGGCUCCAGUAUGGAAGCCUCUCAGAGCGGUCUCCGCAGCUCCCUAGAAAGGGCGAGUUCUCGGGAACUGCUUACAGAUUCUGUGGGGAGCCUUCUGUCCCUGAAGUCUGAAAUGAGAAUUCCAACUAAUUCCUUUUAUCAAGCGCAGAUGCUGGAAAACAUGGAUAUUGGAAGAUUUUAGGCUUUUCUACUUUUAGUGAAAUAUAGAAUGUAGUGAUAAAAGUGAGACUGGAAAGAGUGAAGAAUUUGGAAUAUGAGAACUUGGGUUCAAAUCCUAUAUUUUCUACUUACUUUACUAUCCAUUUGACCUUGGGCAAUUUACCAGUUUCCCCCUGACCUCACUUUUUUCAUCUGUAAAAUGAGAGGAUUGGAUUAAAUGGGCAUUGAAAGUUCCUGAAAUAUGAGCUCCUAUGGGAGAAAGUCCUUCUAGUCUUCUGUGAUAGGCCUGAUACCUUCAUUAAGAAUCAUCUUAUUGGAAGUAAAACCAUAGCUUAAAGGAAGUUACAAUGGAUGGAGAAGGAAUAUCUUCCUUUGAAUAAUGGGGAAAUAGUUCGUGUCCUUCAAUAUUUAUUCUACUUAAAGUAAAAAAAGCACAAUGAAACAAAACAUAAAAAACACACUGAAAAGGCAUUUAUUGACCAUUAAAGAAAAGAAAUGUUUCACUAGCUCAAGAAACUGACUCGAGAACUUUGAAAUAUUUUAACAAUGUCUCUGAACGUCCUUGUUAGAAAAUCUAAGGGAAAACUAUGACUAUAAUUAAUUGAAAAGAAAAUCCUAUUAUGCAAAUGUUGGUCAUUAUGAUCACCAUUUAGUCAAUAAUUCCUUAUAAAGACAAUUGAGGAAUGAAUGUAUUUUUUUCUAGUUGUUUUAAAAUUUGGAAGAUUAGAGCUUGAUAAAAUAACAGAAUUUUAAGUGAACUCCACCCCCUUCUCCCUGUCACUGCUGCCCUACCAAAUGAUAGAUCACUAGGAUCAAUGAUUACAUGAUGUCAUUUAAGAGCAACAUACAUCAAUUCAUAUUAGUAAAUUCUAUUGAAUGUCUACUUGUGGGAAGGACCCUCAGUGAGAGUGGAGACUCUCCUCUCCCACUUUGGUAGGACCACUUAGAGGCCUGCUUUGCACUGUGAAAUCACCUCUCGCUCCUUCCUCCAGUUGUUGCCCACAUUCACAGAGCGGCUCCAAGUGCCAAUUCCAGAGGAGAGAGAGCCAGCUCUGGGCUUCCUCCCCUGCAGCAAUCAGCCCUCCUGAGAGCCCCAGUCCAGGAAUGCUUAACUAUAGAACUCUCCAGACAAGGUUUCCCAUUUGGGAUCAUUUUGUUAAACCAAAGAAAACAUUUUGUUUAUGGAAUUCAUUUUAUAAAAUUGUGUGCUGUGUAUAGUCCCAGCAUUUUUAAUAGGAUGGAGAUACAGAAGAACCUCUAAGGUGUUUGUUUAAAGAUGCUUUUCCUUUCCCCCUUGGUUUGUAUAUACUGUAAUUUUCUUAUGUGUAAAUACACAUGUAUGUAUGCAUAUAUUUAAAUUGAAAAGCUACGAGUAUGAGUAUCAUAAAUGGAUGCAUUAAGUAUAUCUGUACAGUUCUAAUAGCUACAUUUCUCUCAUAGAAUUUUCACAGAUGUAACUCCUAGAGAACACAAGUAAUUUUAAAUUAAAAAAAAACACAGUAAAUUUGCCCUGUCUGUAAUUAUA